Centruroides sculpturatus (bark scorpion) is the source of this 1940-nucleotide messenger RNA. Its product is annotated as kelch-like protein 18. The transcript is spliced from 8 exons. Gene Ontology annotation, molecular function: protein binding. The record is from RefSeq and is a predicted model, not a curated record. NCBI's taxonomy places the organism in Eukaryota, Metazoa, Arthropoda, Arachnida, Scorpiones, Buthidae. The coding region runs from base 36 to 1667 and encodes 543 amino acids.
UACAAGAAAUUAUUUCCAGAGAUGAGAUUCAUGUAAUGAGUGAAGAACAGAUAUUUGAGGCUGUGAUGAUUUGGGUAAAAAAAAAUAUAGAGGAACGGGCUGAAUUGUUGCCGGAACUGUUAACGAAAGUUAGAAUGCCAUUACUCACUCCUCAUUACUUAACUGAUCGUGUCGCUACUGAGGAACUUAUAAGAACAUCUCAUAGAUGUAGAGAUCUUGUGGAUGAAGCAAAAGAUUAUCAUCUCAUGCCCGAAAGAAGACCGCUUCUCCAGAGUUUCAGAACGAGACCACGCUGUUGUCCAGAUAUAGUUGGAUUGAUUUAUGCUGUAGGUGGACUCACAAAAGCAGGCGAUUCAUUGAGUACAGUGGAAGUUUAUGAUCCAAAAGUGGAGAGAUGGCAGAUGGCAGAAGCCAUGACCAUGUUGAGAAGUCGUGUUGGUGUUUCUGUUAUGCAUAACAAACUGUAUGCUAUCGGCGGCUACAAUGGCAGCGAGAGACUCAGCACCGUUGAAGUCUUUGAUCCUAAUUCCAGAACAUGGAGUAAAGUUGCAUCUAUGAACUGUAAAAGAAGAUGGACUAUGGUGACCAGUAUGUCCAAACAUCGCAGUGCAGCAGGAGUGGUGGCUUUCGAAGGACACAUUUAUGCAUUGGGUGGACACGAUGGACUUUCUAUCUUUGAUUCCGUGGAGAGAUACGAUCCUCAGACAGGUCAAUGGACUCCCAUGGCACCCAUGCUGACGAAACGGUGCAGAUUGGGUGUUUCUACUCUGAACGGCAAGAUAUAUGUGUGCGGUGGGUACGACGGCUCUACCUUUUUGCAAACAGCGGAAGUGUAUGAUCCGCUGACUAAACAAUGGAGUUACAUUUCACCUAUGAACGUAAUGCGUAGCAGGGUGGCCCUAGUGACUAACUGUGGGAAACUUUAUGCCAUAGGAGGAUACGACGGAGUGUCGAACCUGAGCACGGUUGAAGUAUACAAUCCCGAACUAGACCAAUGGAGUUUUAUGGCAGAAGCCAUGACCAUGUUGAGAAGUCGUGUUGGUGUUUCUGUUAUGCAUAACAAACUGUAUGCUAUCGGCGGCUACAAUGGCAGCGAGAGACUCAGCACCGUUGAAGUCUUUGAUCCUAAUUCCAGAACAUGGAGUAAAGUUGCAUCUAUGAACUGUAAAAGAAGAUGGACUAUGGUGACCAGUAUGUCCAAACAUCGCAGUGCAGCAGGAGUGGUGGCUUUCGAAGGACACAUUUAUGCAUUGGGUGGACACGAUGGACUUUCUAUCUUUGAUUCCGUGGAGAGAUACGAUCCUCAGACAGGUCAAUGGACUCCCAUGGCACCCAUGCUGACGAAACGGUGCAGAUUGGGUGUUUCUACUCUGAACGGCAAGAUAUAUGUGUGCGGUGGGUACGACGGCUCUACCUUUUUGCAAACAGCGGAAGUGUAUGAUCCGCUGACUAAACAAUGGAGUUACAUUUCACCUAUGAACGUAAUGCGUAGCAGGGUGGCCCUAGUGACUAACUGUGGGAAACUUUAUGCCAUAGGAGGAUACGACGGAGUGUCGAACCUGAGCACGGUUGAAGUAUACAAUCCCGAACUAGACCAAUGGAGUUUUGUGGCUUCUAUGUGGGCACACGAGGGUGGGGUAGGUGUGGGAGUAAUACCUGUUUUAUAAAUUUUGAUAGAAUAUGCAUAAAAUUUAAUUAAAUGUUCAAUUUUUUUAAAAUAUCGAGCAUAAAAUUAUGUCAUUCGAUAUUUUUCCGAAUAUUAAGCUAUUACAUCGAUUAUAAAUAAUUUUGCCAUAACGAGUAUUGUUAAAUAUUUGUACAUUGUUAUAGGUAUUUAAAUAUAUAUAUAAAUCAUGCUAUAUAUUAAAUAGGAACAAUAAAUUUAUAUUCAUACAUUGUUCACAUUUAAUAUAUUGUUAAUUCGAUUGUAGUUUUUCUUC